Molecule: messenger RNA, 2283 nt
Organism: Pisolithus orientalis
Lineage: Eukaryota; Fungi; Basidiomycota; Agaricomycetes; Boletales; Pisolithaceae
Exons: 1
Coding region: 497-2080 (527 amino acids)
Source: RefSeq, a predicted model, not a curated record
CACGAGAUUGCGAAUUCUACAGGCAUUGUGCAUUAUUUCUAUGCGAAUAUUUUCAUACACUUGGAUUCUCAAGUUAGAGGGGGAACGACUGUAUGCUAUUCAAGAUACAUUCAUUCACUGAUGGUCACCCAUACUAUAGGGGCGACAUGCUCCCUACAGCCAGUACCUUGGAGUCCGGACCGUGCCAUGUCAAACUUGUACUCGGUCUGAUUGUAUCACUGCAGCACUCAAAUCGUUCACUAACACUUGGCUACAGCUGAGAACUUAUGAAGGAACCCAUCGCUUUCACUUGAUAGAAAAGGAGGUCAGAAAUGACGCAUUCGCCGAUCGCCCGCGCCUCGGGGUGUUUGUUCGGCCAAGUUCUCCAACUUGUUGACUCUGCGCUAAAUCUUUCUUCAAGUGGAUUCCUUUUCUCCUUUACUGCUUCCUCGUUCUCAGUUUCUCCUUUUGGGUUCGUGUCGAGCCUACCACUACCUUCGUCACCAGUCGUGUUGCUAUGGCCGCCACCAACAGCCUUGAUUCCGAAUGCACUGUCCCUGCCGCUCCGACUGCUCCGAGCCCUCCUUCGUCUAUCGAGGCCGAAUGUUACUAUUACGGCAUACACUCUCGCCCCCGUUUGGUCGCUCGUUCCAGCACCAACGUCUGGGUCAAGCCGACGGGCCCCGAAGCACACCUUAUCACCAAGGAGCUUGGUCCUCUGGGCUUGCACCCUCUCCGAGACAUCUGGGAGGCCUCGGUUGGUCCCGCCAUAUUCGAAUAUUUGGAUUCCAAGGGGGUGAAGUGGACGAGUAUAGACCCAGUUCGUAUAGGUUACGAUGACGAGAUUCCCCGUCCCGCUAUCGUAUGGAUCGGAGUUGUCCCUGGCUCCCUCUCUGCCGAGGAUGGCGUCGAGAUCGCUGUUCAUUGCAAGGGCAUCCUUACCGCUCACCAAAUGGACGACGUCCACGUCGAAAUUCGCGAGUCGGAGGUCUUCCGCUACGCCAGUCACAAGACGUAUAAGCCAGCCCUCACCUCCAACGCCACCGCCCGGGACCGAGAGCCUUUCUCCACUGCCCUCGGUCUCCCGAUCUGUGCCGAAGUCACCCCAUCCAUCGAGGGAACUGGCGGAUUCUUCUUCACCGACCCUCGCAACCCCGGCAAGCUCUACCUUCUCACAGCCAGACAUGUCGUUUUCCAUCCUGAUAAGGAUCCCAACGUACUCUACCAGCAUGGCAACUCCAGCCAGCCCCGAAAGAACGUCUUGCUAUUUGGCGAUGCUGCGAUGGAGAAGUAUCUCAAGGCCAUCGAGUCUGAGAUCGGCAGCAAGCAGAUCAUCAUCGGGCAGCUCGAGAGGCGGUUGGAGGCUGCUGAGCAGACGGAUGAGGAUGCUGAGAAGGAGCGGAAACAGGUCCUGCCGCAGUUGGAGAAGGCGAGGGAGGCGAUGGAAAACCUCGAGAAGUUCCUCGCUGAUGUCUCCAGAGACUGGAAAGAGCGAGAGAACCGUGUCCUCGGCUACGUCGUUCUGUCUCCCCCUAUCGGUCUUGACGUCGGGGAGGAAGGGUUUACUGAGGAUUGGGCGGUGAUUGAGAUCAACGAUGAAAUCGUUGACGAGUUUACUGCGGGGAUGUUCCCCCACCCCGCCAACCCGCCUUCGCUGGAGUACCCGGGAGACCGUCUCCUCGAGUUCUACGGCACAAUCCCCGAUGAGGAGAUGUGGAAGCCUAGCCCGAGGACCUUCGACCACGCCAAUGACCCGUGCGUUAUGAUGGUCUUCAAGCGCGGCUACGCCCCCGACCUCACCGUCGGACGCCUCAACACCAUCCGUUCGUUCACCAGGGUCUACUUCAAGGGCCAGCCCGGUCAGAUGUCGAAGGAGGUCGCCGUCUUGCCUCGCAACUCCGAGUCUGGUCCCUUCUCCAGCCCUGGCGACUCUGGCUCGACUGUCAUCGAUGGCAUGGGCAGGAUUGCCGGCUUGCUCACUAGCAGCGCUGGAGUCACUGACGUCUCCGACUGCACCUACCUUACCUCCAUCAACUUCCUCGUCAAGCGCAUGUUGGAGUACGGUCUCAAGGCUAAUCUCUUCCUCUCCCUCAUUGCUUAAAUGCCACUCCCCUCUAUCUACGGACUCGUCGUCAGUUAGACUAGGUACCGGAUACUUCCUUCGUACGGCACUCGGUCUCGUGUUGGGCGUGACGUGGCGUCUCCCGCAGUCUUCUCUUGAUCGCUUACAAUGUACAGUACUUCCAUGAAAUGUUAGGUGCAGAUUGUUAUUCGGAAAUGUAUUCGUAGUACGUGAAUUUGACG